Molecule: messenger RNA, 3633 nt
Organism: Porites lobata
Lineage: Eukaryota; Metazoa; Cnidaria; Anthozoa; Scleractinia; Poritidae
Source: the annotation of a GenBank genome assembly
AUGGAGAAAUCAAAGACACCUUCAGUCUCCAACCCCGUGAAGUUUUCAUCAGUAAUUUUUUCAGUCUGUUUUGCUGUUUGUUUCGUGGUGUUGAUUCAUGUCGAGAUCGAACUUCGAGUUCAUCGUCAGAUGCUUCAAGUCUUAAAUCAAGAGAGAGAAGACAGUAUCGAGCUUCGAAAAGUAGUCAGUCGUCAUGAAAAAAGGAUCGAUUCUGUGAUGAAGAUGUUGCCAAGUGGAUUGCAGAGUGCCGGAUCACCUACAGGUAAUUCCACAUUUUAUAUUGAAUAUCCCUUUAUCUUCAUGUUCUUAACUUUUCUAACAUCACAGUCACAAUUAAAUAUAAAAUGGGUCACGUAGCAGCUGCUCGGAAGAGAAGUCACUAAUGGUGCCUAACCCUGGCCCCAAACAAUACUAAAACAAUUGAAGGAAUGACAUGUCGUUGUUACUCAAAAAAUACAAAUAAUCGAAAGACUAUAUUGUGGUGAAUUUAAAUUUGUUAGAUUUUCUUCUUUUGAAAGAUCAGAGAGAAGGAAGUAAAGUUGCACUAUUCCUGUGAAGCUGAAGCGGUUGCAUUGAGGCCCGGGGAGGUACUCCCAUUCAUUACCUAUACGGGUAUGUGAAGCCCAACGGGGUCGUGAUUUUGAAGCUCCUGAUUUAAAACGGGGUAUCCAUUUCAGAGGCGUUUUCUACAACAGAGUAUAAAAAAUUGUGGAUCACGGCUUUAUCUUCUGCUUAAAAUUGUUGCUGAUUAUGAAGAAGCAUUUAUUUGAUGUAUAAGUCGAACAAAUAAAGAAAUAUCUUUUUGAAAAAACAGGGCUAUUUCAAUUUAUAAACUUUCUAGAACGGCGUAUAAAAAAUUGGCCCAUUUCUAGAACGGGGUAUCAGUUUUAGGGCGAAUUCUAGAACGGGGUAUAAAAAAUCGGCUCAUUUCUAGAACGGGGUAUCAAUUUUAGGGGAAAUCUUUUUUUAGAACGGGGUGCCAAUUUGGAGUCCCGGGCAGCACAAACCCACCCAAAAAAUACCCAAGUGCCCCCCCCCAGGCAUUGAGGAAGGAUUUGGUUAACACUUCCUGUCCAUUAUACAGUAUCAGCCGGAAAAAAAAAGAAAACAGUCACGUAACAAUUAAUAGGAGCGCUCGCGGCUUAUCGUUUCACAGAAAAGAACAUUACAGCCUAAGAAACCGUCCGUUAGGGCUACGAAGCGUCAAAGAAUCAAAAAGGGGUGAGGAGAGGGGGUUGUGGGUGGGUUUAAAAAACAAGCAGAACUUUAGACAACAACAAUAGACCUAGCCUGUUCCAGGCGUUCGGAUAGUGGAUCGGAACGCCUGGAACAGGCUAUCAUAUAGACUCUUAUUGUCACCUCAGUUAUUAAAAGAGUUUAAACUAUGUUUUUACUGUCUGAUGAAGAUAAAUAGGCGCUUGCCCACUGAGGAACUGAUUUACCGACUACAUUACAUUUCAGAUACACACAUUCGUCAAAAACGCCGUGUACAAAACAAGGAUUCAAACGCCAGUGAAACCUUAAGCCGUAACGUCAUCAGGAAAGAAAUUCAACUGGCCUUAGGUAGCCUGGCCUGUACAAUUCAUUGUCCGAAAGGAACCAGGGGAAAACGAGGAAGGCCUGGUCCCCCAGGCAAGCAUGGCCUGCCAGGGCCCCAGGGACCACAGGGGCUUAAAGGGACUCAAGGAGAUCAGGGGCCUCCCGGAACUAAAGGCGAUCAGGGUCCUCAAGGACCCAAGGGCGAUCCUGGUGAAUCCAUCUCAGCUCCUUCUGUUGUGUCACCCCCGCUUUCCAUGGUGGUAAACGAAACUGGUGUAGCUUCAUUGCAGUGUGAGGUUAAAGGAAACCCUGUUCCUCAGAUUACAUGGCUUAAAGAAAAUGCCAGUCUUCCCGCGGACAAACGAAUUGUACAGUCUCAUGGUGGCUUCAUGAUUAAGGAUGUGAUGCCACAAGAUGGCGGAGUGUACACUUGCGUAGCAAGCAACGUUCUUGGAUUAGUGAAAAAAUCGACCACGUUAAUUGUCCAAGGUAACUAACAUGACCUUUCUUUGCUACUUAUUGGGGACUUCAUGGAGUAGGAACCAUUAAUGGGGUUCUAUGCCUGAAGCUUUUUGAGAAGUCAAACCUUCUAGCGGGGUUAGAAUACCAUUACAUCAUAAAGAAAAUGCGCGUGUUUUAGCGUUUUCAGCCAUAAAUAGAACUUCGACAAAAGUGUUCUAGCUAAAGGAGAUUUUUUACAAGACGAUUUGCAACGACGAUUUUUGACGCAAUAAUGUUGGGAAAAAUGUUCCAUUGUAAAGAUGUUGACGUUGCAAAUCGUCCCACGUAACAUUCCUCAGGAGCAAAUAAAAGUGACUGAAACAGCUAUUGGUAGAUUCUAGGUUCGACUAUUAUCAAGGAAGCUCGGACACGUUUUCCCAGCAUGAAACCUUUUUUUUUUCUGCACCUUUUUAUCUUUGUUAGCUAAUUGUAUUUGUUCCUUAAUAUACAGUUGCUGCCUCAAUCACUGAGACACCCUCGUCUAUUGUCGCCGAAGUAGGAGGAAAUGUGACGUUGCAUUGCAAAGCUAAUGGCCUUCCAAUACCAACGAUCACGUGGCGAAGAGCGUUUGGUUCCCUACCAAAUGGAAAGGCUGCAGUGGCUGAUGGAAACUUGACAAUUCGCAACAUAGCUAAAACUGACAAGGGUGAUUACGUGUGUUCAGCAAAGAAUUUUCUUGGACAGGACUUCGUUGUUGCUCAGUUGAUAGUGAUUGACAGGCUCACAUUUACCCUUACUCCUCCCCGGAAAGUUACUGUAACACAGUCAGGCAACCUGUUGCUAAACUGUGCCGCUCAAGGUAACACUGAGAUCACGUGGAAGAGAACUGGAAAAGUCUUACCUCACAGUCACGUGAUUUAUUCAAAUGGAACUUUGCUCCUCAGGAGCUUGGUUACAAACGAUGCCGGAACAUAUUCUUGCGUGGCAAAGAACGCACUUCGUUCUGUUGAGGCAACUUCUGUUGUUGAAGUGAUUAAAACAAUGAAGUCCUGUAGCAGUAUAAAAUUAGGCCGCAGUGGAAGCUCUUCAGGUAAUUAUAUUAUUGACCCUGAUGGCAAAGGAGGCGUGGCUCCGUUGAGUGUGUAUUGUGAUAUGAGUGACAAGGGAGGAGUUGGCGUGACAGUCAUAAGUCACGACAGUGAGAGUAGGACACACGUGAGUGGAUAUGAAUGUGUAGGUUGUUACAGUAAAGAUGUGACCUACACUGGAGUUAGCAUAGCUCAGCUGGCAGCACUCACUCGAGUCUCACAAAACUGUGAACAGUUUAUCAAGUUUGAAUGUAAUAAUGACGUAGCUUUCAUUGAGUUGGGUUAUGCGUGGUGGGUGUCACGUGACGGAUCACGUAUGAAUUACUGGGGUGGAGCUACUGGUCAAAACAAAAUGUGCGCAUGCGGAGUAACAAACUCCUGCUCAAAUAGUAAACAGUGUAAUUGUCACUACAAAAAUAAUGGCCGGGGAUGGAGAGAGGACAGCGGUCUACUGACAGAUAAAUCUACUCUUCCUGUGACUCAGAUCAGACUGGGAGACAUAGGUGAUCCACGAGAGGAAGGUUAUCACACAUUAGGAAAACUCAAAUGCUAUGGACAGGCAUGA